AUGGAGUUUGCCAAGGAAGUGGUUCUCCCCGCGGCACUGUCCGAGCUUCUCGCCAGGCUCUUCUCCUUCGCGCUCGACAACUUCCCACGACUGGGCGGACGAGGGAGCGGCGACGCGCACCGACGUAGGCUGGAGCGCCUCCUCGCGAGCAUCGGCGGCGCGGUCGAGGAGGCGGAGGGACGGCACAUCACCAACGAUCACGUCCUCUCACACCUAAAGGCGCUCACCGCCGGCAUGUACCGUGCCCGCUUCGCCCUCGAAGCGACGGACAUCGAUGUCGGCGACGACGACGUGGUCGAGCGUCGACGCUCCCUCGCGCUCUCGUCUCCGUUCAACAGCGCCAAGCGUCUCCGCGUCGCAAGCCUGGUCUUCGGCCGGGUCAACCACGGCGAAAAACUCGCCGUCGCCAUCGAGGACCUGGAGAGCCUGACGCGCGACUGCAUGCGAGAGGAGGGUGGGCACCCGGACCAGACCAUAUGGGCCAGCGACGGCGGCGAGUACCUCGCCGGCGUGCGCAGGAUCCUCGGAAAGGACGAGAGGUUCGCGUCGCGGAGGUCGCUCCUUAUCUUCGAGGACGCCUGGCCCAUCGACCCGUCGGCGUGGAGCGCGUUCGCCGCGUCGCCCGCCGCCGCCACCAUGUUGGGAGCCGGGAGCAAGCUCCUGCUCACGAGCCGCGACAGCGACAACGCAUGCCUCGGCACGGCGGACCCCGUUGUGCUCAGACCGCUGCCGCAGGAGGAGUACUGGUACUACUUCAAGGCGUUCGCGUUCGGCGGCAUGGACGCCGGCGACCACCCGAGGAUGGCGGCCAUGGGCAAGGAGAUGGCCCGGCAGCUGGGCGGGACGUUCUUGGGCGCAAGGAUGGUUGGCACGCUGCUCAGGUCGAAAUUUGACGUCCGGUUCUGGCGUCGUUUGAUGGAAGCUAUGGUCAAGUGCUCCGGAAGACGGCCUUGUCCUGUCCAUGUGAAUUUUCUGCUCGAGUUACUGUCGAGUCUUGGCAAGCUGCAGUCCUAUGGCUCAUCUGCCUGCCCUCCCAGGCUCACUCUUCGUGACGCGUUGUGUAACCAUGCCGCCAGGACUACUAGUGACAGUGGGCAUUUGGGAAGUGGUGGACGGUUUACCAUCCAUCUUUGCAGGGAGACCCUGUACAUGGAUCACUGGUAUACCAUCACUCUUGGGGAGGAAUGA
Messenger RNA from Lolium rigidum, 1188 nucleotides. RefSeq lists its product as uncharacterized. The record is from RefSeq and is a predicted model, not a curated record. The transcript is spliced from 2 exons. Bases 1 to 1188 code for a protein of 395 amino acids. Gene Ontology annotation, molecular function: ADP binding. Lineage: Eukaryota; Viridiplantae; Streptophyta; Magnoliopsida; Poales; Poaceae.